Penicillium vulpinum is the source of this 1011-nucleotide messenger RNA. RefSeq lists its product as uncharacterized. NCBI's taxonomy places the organism in Eukaryota, Fungi, Ascomycota, Eurotiomycetes, Eurotiales, Aspergillaceae. Gene Ontology annotation, molecular function: transcription coregulator activity. Gene Ontology annotation, biological process: regulation of transcription by RNA polymerase II. The transcript has a single exon. Bases 1 to 1011 code for a protein of 336 amino acids. Gene Ontology annotation, cellular component: core mediator complex; mediator complex. The record is from RefSeq and is a predicted model, not a curated record.
AUGGAGCUCGGCCCGUUCAUUUCCACGCGCAAGCUGUCGCUCUCCCAAGAGCACAACCCAACAAUGAACGCACUUGUCCAGUCUGCCCUGACUGAUGUCGAAUCUAAACUCAAUGCUCUCCUGACUAGCCUCACAACCUCACCCACUGCUGCAGGAGCCCCUGCCGCAGCUGUCGCCCUGCUCGAUGCAGACGAUGCGCUAACCUCCGCCAUUGAAUCCCUUCGACAGCACCAAGAAAACUACGCAAAGAUUCUUCGACUGCGAACAGAGGCACAGCAACUGGAGGAUCGAGUCAAGGGUAUCGUGGGGGACAUUGAAGGGUUCGAGAAAGAGAUCCGCACAGCUUGUGGAGACAACGGCGACAGCGACAGCGAUUUCGAUUCCGACUCCGACUCGGAUGACGACCUUGGGGGAGAGAAAUCAGUGCUACGGGGAAUCAAAGAGAUUGACUACAGAUUACUCUUGGAUUUCGCACGUCGCAUCAGCAAAUACAACCACGAAGCGGCAGCCGAUGCCGCAACAGGCGUUGUGAAACGGCCAGAACAUGGAAAUGCCCCCGCCGAUAAAGAUGUGGCGAUGACUGGAACAAAUGGAGAACAUCCAACAGAGGAGGGCGCAGAGCCAGUGGCAUCUGUCACCAAAAACGCAACGCAGUGGUUGGACGAGUCCGCGAACGUUACGCGCCAGGUCUACAUGCUGCCCUACCCGAUGGAGGAACGGAUACGGAUGGGACUGAUGGGUCAAAUUCAGCUUGCUGCUGGCGACGACCCAGAAAAGGAGGUAGAGCGGUUGAUACGCGAGGCUGAGGGUCUUGGGGCCGCAGAACCGCCGGCACCGAUGGCACCCGCAGAAAGCACAAAGCAGGCGGGCGAGGCUGCAAAGGCCGCAGCUCAAGCUGGAUCAUCGGCCGCUGGAAUGCCGCGGGCGCAUGCUCAAGCACCAGCUCCGAAACCGAAACCCAAGGCGAUGCUGGACCUUGAUCUCUACGACCCAGACGAAGAUGACGAUUGA